GUUGGGUGUUCACAAGUUGUCGAGACAUCGUGUUGUGCACCUGAGUGACAUCCGCAUUCUAUCACCGAUCAUGUUAAAACUAGGCUCUCCGGAGUUGGAAAAGUUAAUCAUCGGUCAGCAGGAUAGUUUAGUGACGAAUCUACCAACACCUACGCAGAUUCUGUUUCCAAAGGCAGUGACCGAGGCCCAAGAAUUAUACGCUCGAGGUUUCAUCGACGCUCUGAACGAGUUGCAUCAUUCGGACAGCUCGCAAGAACCUGGUAGCAUUUAUGGAGCUACGUAUACGACGUUGGAACCACCUAACAGCGUGCAGAGUACAGAAUCUUCGGUGAGUCAAGGUCUGCUACAGAUCAAAGAUGAACCUCAAACGGUACCUAGCGUGUCCAGUUCACCCCCGAUGUCUCCUAUCGAUAUGGAGAAUCAGGAAAGAAUCAAGCUGGAAAGGAAACGUCAGAGGAACCGCGUGGCUGCGUCUAAAUGCCGCAGGCGCAAGCUCGAGCGCAUCUCCAGGCUGGAGGACAAGGUUAAGCUGUUGAAGGGCGAGAACAGUGAAUUGAGCGCGGUGGUGCACAGGCUGAAAGAGCACGUGUGCCGGUUGAAGGAGCAGGUGAUGGACCACGUGCACUCUGGCUGCCAGAUUAUGGCGGUCUCGGGUCAAUUCUGAGCCGAUUAUAUCGGACGGGACUCUCCGACGUGUAUUGUUUCGUCUGACGGUGGCUCUUGCCACUUUUAUAAACGUGGCAAUGUUGUUCCCCUUUGUUGGAGUCGGAAGCUUCUACCAUGGAACAUCGAUGUCGUCGUUGAUACUUGUUUACAUUUGACUACGAUCUCUCGUUUGCUUUGUUGUUUUCGGGAAAAGGGGACACGGUGAUGAUCGUGCGCGACGGCGUGAGGAGAGCUAAGCAAGACGAAGAAAAAGAAGAAGAAGGGAGUGCCUUGGUGUGCUGGGCGUGAAAUAGAGACUCUUUUUUUUUAAAAAAAAGGAGAGCGAAACAAAAAGAAUAAGGAGAUAAUAAUCACCCCUAUACGCGUGUCUCUUCUUUGUGUGUGCCUGUUUUUCAUGCAUACAUGUGCACGAGAAACGCAUUACGUGCAUGUGUAUAGGAGAAUGGUGCGGAGGGGAAAGACGGAUGGAGAAAGAGAGAGAUAAACAGCUCCGAGAAGUACGUCGAUGGGAAGCAGAAGUGGGGAGUGAAGAGGGAAGGAAAGGAUGGAGAAAAAGGAGAGUGGGUGGGACUUCGCGGAGAAGAGUGGGACCUUGCAAUGCGGCCAUUUUGGAGAACUUGGCGAGUACUGGCGGGAGAUUCGAAUCUCUCAGCUGUUCUUUCUAAAAAUUUACCGAUCGUAUUAUGUACAUUCGUCCGGGGGAAAACGAUCAAAUCGAUGUUAAUAAUCUAUCGAAGAUCUUUCGAGAUUCUCGUUUGUCGGAUUUUUUCACGCUCAUUCAUCAUCUUCCUAUCGAUUUUUUAACGUUGUACUAUCCUCGGAUUUUCCCCCUGUCGGAGGAUAAUAAUACUUCUUUGCAUUCUUUGUAAUCAAUCCACGGGGCAUUUUUCUUUUUGCGAUCGUCUGCGUCCUUUCUGCCCUUUUUCUUCUUCUUUUUUCGUUUUGUAAUGAAUGCGUGAAAGUCUGGUGAGCUAAUAUCGGCGUUACAUUAUUCAAUACAGGUGGUAAAGGUCCAAGUUGCGGCCUUUUCGCCUAAGGUGCCCGUCGCUGACAUCCGUUUAACGUAAGGUUACGCUUCAACUGGCUCACGUUGUUCUCGCGAUUCACGGCGUCGUAGACACUCUAGUAUCCUUGUAGAACGUUUGCUUUAUCAUCGAAAACUUCGCACCAUCGAUGCCGAAUUUGUCUCCGUGUCAAUUGAAAGUUCAUAGCUCUGGCGACGAACCGUGCACAUUGGAACACACUCACCGACGCUUGGAAAAGUGCGAUCGAUCGCCUAUUCGUCUUACCUGCUCGUUUCUGUUUUAUUCAUUAACCCUUUGCCCUAUAAUUUAAGUCCCAACAGCGCGUGCCGUAACCAUCGGCAGGGUCGCGCCAUUUCACGGUCUGGCUGAGCGUUCGAAGUUGUGCAAGGUACAAUUAAUUUUAUGUUGCCAGAUGUUUGAUAAAUAAUUAUUACCGAUUGAUAAUUGGACAGGAUUUUUAAGGGUAUCUUGCUAAUAUUUAUCAAGAAAAUAUAUUUGCACGUCCGAACGCGGCCAAGAAAAAGAAAUGUUUGUCGCAUGUACUACGAGUCUAACUCGACGUUGUGGGUUAAAGGGCUAAACGCGGUGAUUUCAACGCCAAAAAUUGGUUCCAGGCGCUACUCUAUUUUAUACAGUCUUUAGAAACAAUGGUGGUACUUGAACGGCCGUUCCCGGCCACAAGGUCGAUCGCAGUCAAAAAGAUGAAAUUAUCGAAGAAUUCCAUAAGCUCGCAUUUAAUGAAAAAGAGAAAGAAAGAUAUGAACUCGAUGUAGCACGAGAUAUUUCUCUACAGCAUCUUCAAACGACAAAAGUUCGUCGAUUCUCGUAAAUACGCACCAGAAACGAUUAACAUUACUAGAAAGCUCUUGUUUCUUAAUUUCUCGCCUCUUGUUAGACGCAUUCGACACAUUUGUCCCUUCCGAAAGAUGAGUUUUUCUUAGUCUUCUUGCAUUUUAUUUUCUCAGAUGUUAUAUACACCUUACGAGUUCUUCAAACAAACCGCGCUUUUUAUUAUCAUUCGAAUAAGAGAAAAAGCAAAAAAUUAUUCUGCGUCGAAGGCUGGACGUAGGUAGUGUUAUCGCGAAGCGAUAAUUCGCGACCGCAACGAUUGCCACGAAAUGCCGGGCCACGCGAGAAUUCCCUAGAUUCUCGAUAAAUCAGGGGAAAACUGUUGACAAAAAGAAAGAAGGAGGAAAAAGAAAGCGAUUCCUUCGGAAGAUUUCGUGGUAACGAUAAAUCCUUACUAUACAAUAGCACACGCAUUCGUACUAUUUGCAGCCUGUUCUAGAGGCGCACACGCGCAGAACAUCACGUGUAGUGAGUCAUUGUUGUGUUGACAGUUGAACCAAAUCGUGUCGCUGUCCGCAUCCGAAACCGAGACGGACAAACACAAGUUUGAACUGUGCGCGACACAUUAGCCACUACACGGACACACGCACUUUUUGCGUCCCAGCUUCGACUUGAUUACGUAACGACGAGUAAAAAAUCAGGCACACUAGAAAGGAGUGCUCGGACAGAAAACGCGUUAGCGACGCAUUGACCCUUUAACCUAUAACAUCGAGUUAGACUCGUGGUACGUCCUUCGAGACAAACGUAAAAAACACGAAUUAGACUCGUGGUACGAUAUUCUGGCCAAACAUAAGAAACACGAGUAUAUAGUAACAUAAAAUUAGUUGUACCUUGCACAACUUCGAACGCUCAGCCAGACCGUUAAGUCAGCGCGACUGUUGGAACUUAAAUGGCGUAGGGCAAGGGGUUAACAUUAGAACUACCGAACUCAUUAAAAUAAAACGAACUUCGUAUUAUGUGUACAAUUAAGGUAAAGUUACCUUACCUGACAAAAUUAAUAUCGGUUGUCAUUGAGACAGAAUAUAUAAUUAUAUUUAUUUUUUUAUUCUACCGUUUCAAUUCUAAUUACUUUUUAUUGAUUAGUAGUUCUAUCGUUAAAGGCAUUCGUUUCUCGCGUAUCGAUACGAUUCAGCCACGUGUUUUUCGUUGAAAAAUUCGCUCGAAUUUCCUUUCGCUUCUACGUACGUGGCGCAAUCGUGUCCACGAUACUCUCCGUGAAAAAGCUCUGAAUCUUUCUCUCUGUUUCAUUUAUUUUCCCGUAGCUUUAAGCCGAUACUGCGUGUUCCCCCUCGGUUUCAAAGACAUUGAUACUUUCGCCACUGCUCACGUGAUUUCGCUAUAUUUUUUGCAUCAUCCUAUCAAGCCAUGUAACAUCGGAAAUUUUAGAUUUCUCAGUUUAACGUAACAUAACGAUUCCAAGGGUCAAACAGAAUCGAGUAUAUGCAGUAGAAGUGACGAGAGUAUUAAUUUUUGUGUCUAUGGAACUGUCGUUUCGUCAUAUGUGCAUCUAGUCUUGUCCAGUAUGCCCUCGUAACUUAUCGUACGCUGCGUGAUACACUCGCAGAUUCGUAUAAAACACGAGCAACAGACACAUGUAACACGUUCGUAGGUUUCGAUUGUGUUACCACGUGCGACGACGACUUGCAUUUAGAAGAAACGCGCUUGGGAAGAAGUUUCUUUUUUAUUUCUGUACGGUCAGAUGGAUAUUGAAAAGUUAGACUUGCAUCUUUCCUUCUUUCUUUCUUUCUUUCUUUCUUUUUUAUUUUUCGAAUCGAAGAAGCAAGUGGUAACAGAAUCGUACGGCGUUACCGUUGUGCCAUUACGCAAGGAAUCGCUGUAAAGAAGUUUUCUCCCGGAGUGUCGCAACACUUUUGCGAAUAGUACAAGGAUGAUCAUGAUCGACGAGUUACGGAGAUUUUUGAACGACUUUUCGAGCAAUAUAAUCGAGCAAUCGUGCGUUGAUUCGUUCUUUAUACGAGGAAGCGUAUUCUGUUAAGUUUUUUUGCCAACUGAUUAUACGUUAUUGCUUAUAUUUUGCAUUGCGCAAAAUUUUAGAAAUUUAGAAAAUUAAAACAUCCGGACGUAUUGAAAUUUGGACAUUGAAAGAUAUGAACGUUCAGAUAUAUAUUUAGAAAUUCGAUUCUUAGGUUAUUGAUGACUGAAACAUCGUAUCUUAAUAGCGUAACUUUUAUGAAUUUGUUUUGCGAUUAGCUAUGAACGUAUUCUGCACAAUUGUUUGUUUUUAAGUCGUAGAUAGAAAGAUAUAGAAAUGGUUAAAAAAAGGAGAAGAAGAAACGUGUUGUGAUUCUCCGUGGUUGCGAGCUCGUUUAAUUACGAGACGUAGGCUUAAUCGUAGUGUAAAGGACGAACUCGAAGCGAUUCGUCGUUGGGAGAUUGCAAUUCGAUGAAAGAACAGAAAUUUAUCCGAUAUUUUUAGAUACACGUACAUUGUAAUAAUAUACAUAUACAUAUAUAUAUAUACACGUGGGAUAAUUGGAGCAAUCGAUUCAAACGAAGGGAAGGAAUUCUUCAUUCAUUGUAGAUAAUCAUUGUUUUAAUUUCAAUUUCAAACAUAUCUUACGACUAAUUAUUUUUUAAAUCAUUCAUUUCUUUCUUCUUGUUUUUUCUUUUUUUUUUUUUUUUUUUAUAAAUCGAAGAAAAUUCCAAAAGAGCUUGUGUGCGCCGAUACUUUUCGCACUUUUCUUCCCCUCCUUUGACGCGCGACUUUCGGCACAUAACUUGACAAUUUUUUUAACGCAUAUUAUAUUUAUUUCUCUCUUAAAAUACAUUAGAAUAAGCGUGCUCUGUUUUCUCUUCGCUUGAAAAUCUCGUUCGUUUCUUUCUUUUUUCCCCCCGUUCUUUCUUUUUUCCUUUUCGAUUUAUUUCACGAGAGAUCAGCCUCGCUCUGAAAACUCCCGGCGUACUUUCCUCGAUUAAAAAAAUGAUCUUUCUCAUUAAGGACACAAGGAAAACGCAAGAUGGUAGAGGCGAUUGUUUAGAAGCCUUCGUUUCUAUCCUCUUUUUCUUUCUUUCACGAGCCAUGCAAUUAAAAUUAGUCGGCCAUCACUUACGGCGUGCCUUUUUCUCCAAGUGAUUUAUAAAUAGAGAAGAGAAACAAAAAGGAGGACAUGAUUAUGACAACGACCAUCAAGGAUUCCAAAGAUACUUUUUAUCGCGCGAUGUUUUCAUUCUUUCUUCGCGUACACAAUUUCUUCUAUUACUUUCUCUUCGCAUAUGAAAAAUGUGAAUUGGAUUAAAAAAAAAAAAAAAAAAAAAAAAAAAAUCAUGUGAUACGGAAGACGAUCUGAAAGGUAUAUGAUAUUUGUCUUGUUGGAAAUUUUCGAUCUGUCUUAGCAUGGCCAAACAGAGAAUAAAGGGACGAUUGGUACGAUGGAACUCUUUGUAGUGAGAUAAAGAGGAAAAGAAAGGAAAAAAGAAAUGUUUGGAAAAUGAGUAAUGUUAGGCUGAGAUAAUGUGGGAAUCUUUUUAGAGUUUAAAGAGUAUAAGCGAGCGGAGAAAAAAGCGGUGGCACAAAGAAAAACGUAUGAAAGUAAAGAUGAAAACCACAAUGUGAUUUAGUAUGUAAGCGAGAAUAACCCCGUUAAAGAAGAGUGUGUGUGUAUGUGUGUAUAUAUAUACAUAUAAAAACGAUGAUUGUUAUAUGUGUAUAUAUAUAUAUGCGUGAUAUAUAAAUAAAUAAAUAUAGUAUAUAGUACGGUGAUGACGACGCGAAGAUUUAAAAGCACCGCAUAUAUAGAGUUAUGUAUAACCCUAUACAUGAGAGUAAAUAUUGCUAUUGUAAUAUGUAAUAAUUAUUAUAAAGAUAUAUAUACGUAUAUAUGUAUAAAUAUAUAGACGUAUCUGUAUAUAUUUAUAUAUAUAUAUAUCGACGCGCAUACGUAUAUGUUACAUAUAUUGUCUACCGAUCGAGAAAGCGGAGAAACCUUUUUUUACAAAUAAUUUUAUUUUUGAAUGAAAUACGACGAAAAAGAAUAAAAUUUCAUUAUAUUAAAACGUAA
Messenger RNA from Bombus huntii, 6559 nucleotides. It is a transcript of the gene Jra, whose product is annotated as transcription factor Jun. Gene Ontology annotation, cellular component: transcription regulator complex. Gene Ontology annotation, biological process: regulation of cell cycle; regulation of transcription by RNA polymerase II; regulation of cell population proliferation. The transcript has a single exon. The coding region runs from base 71 to 664 and encodes 197 amino acids. The record is from RefSeq and is a predicted model, not a curated record. Gene Ontology annotation, molecular function: RNA polymerase II cis-regulatory region sequence-specific DNA binding; transcription factor binding; DNA-binding transcription factor activity, RNA polymerase II-specific. Lineage: Eukaryota; Metazoa; Arthropoda; Insecta; Hymenoptera; Apidae.